AUGAGUGAUCGUUCUUUCACCUGCCUCGGGGCACCUGCUCCCGUCACGGAAUGUUACUCGCUCCCCUUCUACCGCUGCACGGGCACCACUGCUACCACCAACAAGAACUUGGGGCUUCCUUUCUGCACCGGCAAUGCUAUUACGGAGCAACAGUGCUGCAGCUCGUGUAUCAAUAGCACCACGUGCUCGUACUGGCAGAUGUUCAAGCCUGGCGGCGCCACGUGCAACGGAUGCGGCAUCUGCAUUUUGUACCCGCCGGGCUUCUCGCCCAAGUGCGUAACGUCCCAGUAUGACAUGGAGCUGCCCGACGGCACCACCUUCCCACGCAACAACGCCAACAUCAGCGUCGUCGGCCACCCGUGCGGCGAGGGCGAGAACGACCCCCACUUCCGCGGUGCGCACGGAACGCGCUUCGAGUUCAACGGUCUGCCGGAGCAGUCGUUCUGCCUGCUGACGGACCGCAACCUGCACGUGAACAUGCGCAUGCGCGGCUACUACGACACGCGCACCACCGGCGCGUCCAUCCUCAAGAACGGCAAGGCGGUUCGCACGUGGAUCCGUGAGCUGGGCUUCCUCUGGACCGACGCCGCCGGCAAGAAGCACUCGUUCCGCCUGCUGGCGCGCGACGGCAAGAAGACGGCGCGCGGAAAGGGCUUCCUGAAGGAGAUCGAGUACGACGGGCACGUGCUGCCGCUGCUGAAGCUCGGCGAGAAGUACUCGCUCAAGGGCGGGCUCACGUUCGCGUUUGAGGCGUACGAGAAGGCGGGACGCGGCUUCUUCGACGUGGACUCGUAUCACUUGGAGAUCGAGGGGCUCCUCAAGAUGGGCAUCAAGCUCCGCGUGGCGCACCCGCUGCUGCAGACCAAGGACGACGCCGAGGCGCAUUUGAACGUGCACUUCGAGCACAUCUACAGGACCGACGACAUUCACGGCAUCAUGGGGCAGACGUACCGCGACGGCCGCGAGAAGCGCGCGCUCGACUACAACACGCUCUCGCAGGUGAUUGGCCGCCCAAUUGCUGCUGACGGGCCAAGUGGUGCUGGUUUCCUGGACGGCAACGUGAAGGACUACCGCACGUCGGGCGUGCUGUCGCCUGACUGCCUGUACACGGCGUACGACGGCCACGACCUGCCCACGAUUGCGUCGUACAAGGGCAUUCAAAUGGCUUGA
Molecule: messenger RNA, 1170 nt
Organism: Closterium sp. Naga37s-1
Lineage: Eukaryota; Viridiplantae; Streptophyta; Zygnematophyceae; Desmidiales; Closteriaceae
Source: the annotation of a GenBank genome assembly